AUGUCUGCGUUUCCUGCCAUACAGCCGGGCGGCUCUCUCAUAGUGGCGUGGCAGGUGAGGGACAAGCGUGUCCUGGUGGUCGGCGGUGGUGAGGUAGCUGCUGGUCGAAUUGUCCAUGCGCUAAAUGCGGACUCCAAGGUCACCGUCGUCUGUCCAAAGGCAGGUCUAAAUGACGAAGUCGCAUUUCGUGUGGCACAGCAGCAGGUUGACCAUGUCGAUCGAAAAUUUGAGCCAGAAGACCUAGGCGGCGUGGACAUGGUCUUCGUGGCCGUCGAUGACGCGGAGGCUUCUACUCGGAUUUGGAAGUUGUGUAGGGAGCAGCGAAUCCCUGCAAAUAUUGCAGAUGUACCCUCAGAAUGCAAUUUUUACUUUGGCAGUGUACACCGCGACGGGCCCCUGCAGGUGAUGGUCAGUACCAAUGGGAACGGCCCUAAGCUAGCCAGCAUCAUAAGGAGGAAGAUCGCGGCCAGCCUUCCUGGCAAUACGGGUGCAGCCAUUCAGAAUGUAGGGGUCCUGCGGAAAAAACUGAGGGCAGCUUCCCCGGCUGCCAGCGAAGGGCCAAAGAGGAUGAGCUGGAUCUCUCGGGUCUGUGAAUCUUGGAGCUUGGAUGAUUUGGUUGAUAUGACUGAAGAGGACAUGGAGACUCUACUUCAGCAUUUUGUGUCUGGUAACGUCCCAACCUUUGAGCAAGUGCGGCUUAAGCAAGGCGACAAUCUUGCGCCAUUUGACGGAAGCAUGGGCUGGAGCUCUUGA
This is a messenger RNA of Arthroderma uncinatum, 753 nucleotides long. RefSeq lists its product as uncharacterized. The record is from RefSeq and is a predicted model, not a curated record. NCBI's taxonomy places the organism in Eukaryota, Fungi, Ascomycota, Eurotiomycetes, Onygenales, Arthrodermataceae. The coding region runs from base 1 to 753 and encodes 250 amino acids. The transcript has 3 exons. Gene Ontology annotation, biological process: siroheme biosynthetic process. Gene Ontology annotation, molecular function: protoporphyrin ferrochelatase activity; precorrin-2 dehydrogenase activity.